This is a messenger RNA of Corticium candelabrum, 718 nucleotides long. RefSeq names its product UMP-CMP kinase-like. Gene Ontology annotation, biological process: CDP biosynthetic process; 'de novo' pyrimidine nucleobase biosynthetic process; UDP biosynthetic process. Gene Ontology annotation, cellular component: nucleus; cytoplasm. The record is from RefSeq and is a predicted model, not a curated record. NCBI's taxonomy places the organism in Eukaryota, Metazoa, Porifera, Homoscleromorpha, Homosclerophorida, Plakinidae. Gene Ontology annotation, molecular function: ATP binding; UMP kinase activity. The coding region runs from base 59 to 637 and encodes 192 amino acids. The transcript has a single exon.
UGUGCACAAAAUUGCGGCCUUGCCAGUUGUACUAGCUUGCCGUUUUGCGUCUUUUGUAAUGAGCGUAGCUGCAAAACCUGUUGUCGUGUUUGUUUUGGGAAGUCCAGGUUCAGGAAAAGGCACACAAUGCGAGAAAAUCGUGUCUACAUUUGGAUUUGUUCACUUAUCAGCUGGUGAUCUGCUAAGAGAGGAGAGAAAGAGCGGGUCUGACGACGCAGCUCUAAUAGAAAGUCACAUAAAAGUCGGUAGCAUUGUACCUGUAGAAAUUACAAUCAAUUUGAUCAAGAAAGCGAUGCAGAAGAACGGAGACAAGAACCGGUUUGUCAUUGAUGGAUUCCCUCGUAAUGAAAACAACUACGAGGGUUGGGAGAAACACAUGAAUGGUGCGGCAGAUUUAAAGUUUGUCUUGUUGUUGGAUUGUCCUGAUGACGUGUGUUUGGAGAGAGCAUUGAAGAGAGGACAAGGACGUGUAGACGACAAUGUAGAUGCAUUCAAGAAACGCAUUGCUGUACAUGAAAAUGAAACGAAGCCUAUUAUAGAGAAGUAUAGGAGAAUGGGUCUGUUGAGGACUGUUUCAUCUUUGGCUUCACCUGAAGAAGUUUUUGAAGAUGUGAAGAAACUCUUCGUGGAUAUUUAACUUAAUUAAUUGAGUUGAUCUUUUUUCAGUUGAUUUGCUUGGUAAUUGACUGAAUGAUGAACAGUUUUUGAAUUUCCAGUA